Molecule: messenger RNA, 837 nt
Organism: Halteromyces radiatus
Lineage: Eukaryota; Fungi; Mucoromycota; Mucoromycetes; Mucorales; Cunninghamellaceae
Product: ribosomal protein S5 domain 2-type protein
Exons: 5
Coding region: 49-741 (230 amino acids)
Biological process (GO): poly(A)-dependent snoRNA 3'-end processing; rRNA catabolic process; nuclear mRNA surveillance
Cellular component (GO): nucleolus; nuclear exosome (RNase complex); cytoplasmic exosome (RNase complex)
Source: RefSeq, a predicted model, not a curated record
UCUUUUUUUUUUUUUUUUUGAAUAAAGAACCUCAUUUAUUUUUAUACCAUGUCAACUCGUUUGGAUCAUCGUACUGAUAAUAAAGAAUUACGUGCCUUUUCAGCCUCCCAAAAUAUUUUGAAUAGAGCCGAUGGAUCUGCAAAGUUUAGUUUUGGCGAAACUUCAGUUCUAGUAUCAGUAUGUGGACCUAUGGAUGUAUCAGUUCGAGAUGAAAAAUUGGAUGAAGCUACAGUGGAGGUAGUUGUACGUCCGGCUACUGGAUACGCGCAAACCAAAGAAAAACUGAUUGAAAACAUUUUACGAACGACUUUUGAACCUAUCAUUCUUUCUGGUAUGAUGCCUCGUACUUUGAUUGAAAUUGUCGUACAAAUUGAAAAGGAUGAUGGAUCAGCUCUUUCAGCUGCUGUUAACGGUGUAACAUUAGCUCUUUUGGAUGCUGGACUUCCGAUGAAAUAUAUGGCGGCAGCCGUGACUUGUAUGAUAGAUAAAACAACAGAUGAAUUAGUACUGGAUCCUACAGCAAAGGAAUUGGAGAAUGCUGCGUCCAGUCAUACAUUUGCAUUUGACAGUAUAAAUAAAUCAUCUCAUGUCUUGUUAUCAAAUUCAAGUGGUCAAUUCAGUGAAAAUCAAUAUUUUGCUUGUCAUGAUCUUUGCUUUGAAGCGGCGGAUAAGGUCCAUGGAUUUUUACGUGUAUCGGUAGAAUCAAAGAAAGAAAAAGAAUAUCAACAAAUUCAUCAAUAAAAAAUUGUAGACUUUUAUUUAUAUAUCAUUUAUAUAGCCCAUUAAUUAUUUUUGUCCUUUUUAUGCAGUCAGUAAAGCUCUUUUGAGUGACUAUAA